CGGCGGCACCUGUUUCCACGGGACACCUACGCGCGUGACAUGGAGAGGCGACGCGAAAGGGACCCCUGGUUCCUAGGAGGCUGCCAGCCACUGUAGGUUUACAUGGAGCAUCCCUGGCUGCGUUCGGACCCUACAGGCAGCUGGUGAGAGCUCUGCUUGUUCUGUAAAGUGGAUGUCAGGUGGAUCUAUGGUCUUGAAGGAACAAAGAGCAAACGAAGGGAAAGCCGUGGAAGUUUGAGCCGGGAGGAUGCAGGCUGUGUAUUGGUACGCCGUGCUUCUGCUGCAGCCUACUCUCUACCUGGUCACAUGUGCAAAUUUAACAAAUGGCGGCAAAUCAGAACUUCUAAAAUCAGGCAGCUCCAAAUCCACACUAAAGCACAUAUGGACAGAAAGCAGCAAAGACUUGUCCAUCAGCCGACUGCUAUCACAGACUUUUCAUGGCAAAGAAAAUGAUACAGAUUUGGACCUGCGAUAUGAUGCCCCAGAAACUUAUUCUGAGCAAGAUCUCUGGGAUUGGCUGAGGAACUCCACAGAUCUUCAAGAGCCUCGACCCAGAGCAAAGAGACGGCCCAUUGUCAAGACUGGGAAAUUUAAGAAAAUGUUUGGCUGGGGCGACUUUCAUUCCAACAUCAAAACUGUGAAGUUAAACCUUUUAAUAACUGGGAAAAUUGUUGAUCAUGGCAAUGGGACGUUUAGCGUUUAUUUCAGGCACAAUUCCACUGGCCAAGGGAAUGUAUCUGUGAGCCUGGUGCCCCCAACCAAAAUAGUGGAAUUUGACUUGGCACAACAAACAGUGAUUGAUGCCAAAGAUUCCAAGUCCUUUAACUGUCGCAUCGAAUAUGAAAAGGUUGACAAGGCCACCAAGAACACACUCUGCAACUAUGACCCUUCAAAAACAUGUUAUCAGGAGCAGACCCAAAGUCAUGUGUCAUGGCUCUGCUCCAAGCCCUUUAAAGUAAUCUGUAUUUACAUUUCCUUUUAUAGUACAGAUUAUAAACUAGUACAGAAGGUGUGUCCUGAUUACAACUACCACAGUGACACGCCCUACUUCCCUUCAGGUUGAGAAUGAACAACAUGUGUCUGAGACUGAAGCCUGAGGAAUAAAAGAGGUCAUAUGACAGGGCUGUUACCUCAAAGAAGAAGGCCACCCCAUUGCCUGGAAUGUGUCUACACUCUGCUGCUGUUGCUGUCAAAUGGCUGCAAAUAUGUUAGCGGAAAACAAUCUAAUGUAAUUUCUGCCCAGUCAGCUCCAUGUAUCAGUCUAGUUGUAAAUCACUAUGGAUUCGAAAUAAAACCACACAGACACUCACUCUUUUCAGCUCACACCUAUUAAGAUUCCUGUUAAGAGGGCUGUCUUUGUCUGAUACAUAUUGUUUCAGGAUAACCUAUCAUCAAGCCAAAAGGAUUAACUAGACAGAGAAUGGUUUCUAACACAAACUGUUAUGGAAAUCUCCUUGAAAGUCUUGAAUACAUGCCAAUCAAUAAUCCCCACUCAUGCAUUCUACUGCUUAGACUAGCUGUACUGGUAAAUAAUACUAUAGGAGUAAAUGCUUGUUAAAAUGGGGAAAAAAUGUGUGUCUAGAGUUCAGUAUUUCUUAUUAUAUGAACACAGCAAAGCAUAGUGACUUUUUUUCCAGCAUACAGUAGGCACAUUCAAGGUGGCGUUAGGUGGCUCUUUUUCUGUGGAGGGAGCCUAUUACUAGUAAAGAUGAGCAGACAUUUGGAAUUUACAUGUGGGCAGACAUUAUGGUUUCAUAUUUCUUCACUGAACAUUUAAAUUGGCAGAGUUGAGACCAGCUGAGCUACUUAAAAACUCUCCAACUGUUCUGCAAGAAGGAAAAUGCCUGAUAGACAACAUGUAAGUUAUAAGUGGCUGUCUUAUCUUUAUUACAAAUAUUGUAACAAAUUCAAUAUCCUAGUCUUCAUUUGUAUGAAUGGUUUGUAUUGUACAUAGUUUAACCAGUGUUAUUUGAGCUGCUUAUUAAUAUUAACUUGUAAUUGUCUCUCUGCUUGUUAUUGGUUAAAAACAAUCAAGGAAAUGAGGAAUUCAUUUUAUCAAUGUAGCUGUAAACUCCAUUAAAAAGACAGAAUUAUGUACAAAGCAUUUAUUCAGCUAAAGUAUUGUUGAGAGCUAUACAUAUACAACAUUACGGUCUGUCUGUAUUUAGAUAUUUUAUUUCCAGACAAAAAAUGAACUGUACAUAAAAAUAAAAUACUUAAAGUUGAGUUUCAAUAUGUACUGUGUAGAUGGUGGUUUAAAUGGUCCAACAAGAAGACUAUGCUCAAACUCCAUCAUGGUUUUCAAUCUUGCGUCUUCAAAUUUGUGCAGAAUUAUCCCAAGUUAUAGCAAGCAGGCAGAUCUCAAUGCCGUCAUAGGGCCUUGUUGACUUCAGUGGGAGUCAUCCCUCAAAGAACAAUUUGCAGGAGCAGGUCCUAAAUUAUUAUUAGUCAUAAAUGAAAGCAACUUACCAAUUUAAAAGUGGGAAAAGUUGUUCUCUCUGUGUGUGCACAAGUCUGCCUUUGUCUUAAUUAUAACCUAGUGUAGACACAGACCUCCUUGUAUGUAGUGGAAGAGUUUUAUUCCUCUAAUAGGAAAGCAAUUGAUUGUACAUCAUUUUUGUGCAUAGUGGCACACUUUGUCCCCAGCUUCCAGCUAUCCAACCACAAUAACUUCACUGGUAUGUUUAUACCUAAUUGAAGGCUGUAUUGAAAGGAUCUCAGAUUCCCUUUCAUUUCUCUUAGGAUUACCAUUUGUGCCCACCCACACAUGAAUUUUAUCCUUCGCUCCUAGAUGGCUGCCAAAGCUGUGCUGAGAAAAGUCUAUGCAGGAAACAAAGAGAAGCCUUUCCAAAGCCCAGACAUGCACUUCUCUAAUGCUCCGGAGAUUCAAAGGUCCAAGAAGUGAGAAAUCAGAGACCACUUCCAAUCCCAUGUUGAAUUGCCUGGGACUUAAAUCAAGAUCCUAGAUGAAUCUUUUGUCACCUUAACCCUCUUACUAAAGAAUAGUAUGAAAAUGAAACAAAUGAAUAAAACUAAUGACAAAUGUUUAUACCAUUGACUAUAAGUGAAGGAGAGGCUUCCACAGUAUCAAGUCUUUAACUCCUUGGAAACAAUAUGCUAAUGGAAAUUAUUUCUUCAUCAUACGAGAGGACAAUCUUAUUACCCUGGAUCUGCGAACUCUGCACAGUUUUGGAGAAAGAGAUGGUCCAAGCCAUAAAGUUCAGAUUCUGAUCCACAUUUCCACAAUGUCCGGGAAUACGCAGAGCCAGGAUUUUGCUUCUGCUUCACCUCUGCUAGUAAUUGUGAAUCGACUGCUAGUGAUUCAUGAUUUGUGUUGUGUGAAAAGUAUCUGUUCUGCAUAUUAAAA
This is a messenger RNA of Chrysemys picta bellii (western painted turtle), 3367 nucleotides long. Lineage: Eukaryota; Metazoa; Chordata; Testudines; Emydidae. The record is from RefSeq and is a predicted model, not a curated record.